This is a messenger RNA of Elgaria multicarinata webbii, 2470 nucleotides long. RefSeq names its product ADP ribosylation factor like GTPase 6 interacting protein 6 (gene ARL6IP6). The record is from RefSeq and is a predicted model, not a curated record. Bases 66 to 731 code for a protein of 221 amino acids. The transcript is spliced from 4 exons. NCBI's taxonomy places the organism in Eukaryota, Metazoa, Chordata, Lepidosauria, Squamata, Anguidae.
UUCAAAGCCGCUUCCUUUGGCGGGUCCGUUGGGUUCCUUUCCCCGCGCUCGAGCGCUCCGUUGCCAUGGCUGUGUAUUACAGGGGCGCCUCCGGUAGUUACAGUCAGACCGGCCGCGCGGGGCCCGGUGCUCCUUGGCCGCCGGAAAGAGGCGAGGUGACGCGGAGCUUCCAGUCGGUGCUCGAAGAAGAGGGUGGCGGAGGGGACGUGCUCGGCGGCGUUGGUAGAAGUUACGACGGAGCCUCCGCCUCCCGGGCUGGCCUUUCCCCGUCGCCGCACGGAGCCGACGGGGCGGGGCGCCGGUGGCCCAGCAGGGCCUGCUCCGUGCUCUGUUGCCUCUUGGCCGUGUCCCUGCUGGCUUUCCUGCUGGCCAUCGCUUGCCUGGUGCUGAGAGGUGACCGAGGGUGGGCUGUUGCCGGGGAGGGAGAGGUUCGGCCCUCUUGGCGGGCAGAUUUGCGAUAUGAAAAAGGAAAGACCCAUGAAAGCAUAGAAACAAGUCUUUUAGGAUUUUGGAGUCUUCUUGUUCUAGCCUUGAUGGCUGGGCUGUCAUGUUGCAGCUUUUCUUGGACAGUGACUUAUUUUGAUUCGUUUGAACCAGGAAUGUUUCCUCCUACUCCACUGUCACCUGCACGGUUCAAGCGAAUGACAGGGCACUCAUUCCACAUGGGCUACAGCAUGGCCAUACUGAAUGGCAUAGUGGCGGCUCUCACCAUAGUAUGGUGUCUCCUGUAGUCUGCACUUGGAUGUGUUUCUCACAAUGUGUCACUUACGCAGAUGGUACUUGAAAUUGCCUCCACACUGGGCUGUUCUUGUGUAUUAUAGUAUUUGCCAGAAUAAUCACUUUUGCUGUGUACUUUCUCCACAUAGAUGCCAAAUGUUUUAGGAAGCAGCUGGAGACAAUGCUAAGACAAACCAAAUGGUAAAGACAGAUUGGCAACAAAACCCAGUAUAUACAAAAUGUCUCGCUGCAUGGAGCGGAUGCCACAAUGAAGUGGUUUCAAACUGGCUCUACUUGGCAAUCGUUCAAUCUGGAAAAGUGCUGUUAAAAUGCUCAAGAUGUGCACUGGAUGAGCUUGCGAGGCUGCCUUUUAGUCAUACCAGCAAAUGGACUUUAAGAUCCUAUUUUGACAUGCUGCAUUCAAGUCCGUGGCUAUAUAUACUGUCCCAUGUGACAGAAGGAUGAAGUGGAAAUAUCUCUUUUUCCAAGAUAAUUCAAAGAUUGAACUACAUUUUGAACUCCUGGAAUGUUACAGUUAGUGGAUAUUUUUACUUUUUAGAUGCUGUUGGUGAUCAGUCACACAUCAGGUUUAAGCAGUUUUAAAGAGUUCUGUAUUUUAUAUGAUUUGAAAUGUUAUCCUGUGUAAAUAUGAGAGACAGUGCUGGCUCUUACUGCAACCUUCACCAACCUGGUAUCCUUUGGAUGUUUGGGAUCACAACUGCCAUCUGCUCCACCCAGAAGGUGUUUGACCCAGAAGACAAGUUUGUCCAAUUAUCUUUUCGCCUCCAGCUGCUUGCAUCCUCCAGAAGUCUAUUUUAGAGGGUUUCAUAACCCUCUGAAGCAGACUUUCAGAAGGGAGGGAGGGGAAUCAGCAAAAGUUACCCCCACCUCCCACAAACUUAACAUUGGCACAAGCAAAGUCUGGAUCCAAGCCAUAAGCUUUUUACUUUCUCGUUUCAAAACACAGUACAUCAUUACAUUUUAAUAGCAAGUAACAAAUGUAAUUACAUUUUAUUUUAAUUUUUAAAAUACAUCCUUUUAGUGUUUUACAUCUUUCUUAUAUGCUGUUCUUCCGUAAGAAAACUUUUAAUAGGAGUGUAUGCAAAAAUAUUUCAAGAAUAUAUGACAGUUGCACAACUUGAUGGCCAUGAAUGCACUGCAUUAAUUCUCACUACCUCCACAUGUGGUCUUCCAGAUGUUUGGUAUCAGAAAUACCAGCAUUCCUGACCAUUGGGCAUGCUGGCUGGAGCUGAAGUACAACACAUCUGGAGGGCUACAGGUUGGAGAAGGCUGUCCUAUAUUUGAGCAUUGUUCUCAUGACUCAAUAGGUGACUCAACAACUGAUAAAUGGAAAUAUGCAUUAAGUGACUUAUACGGAUCCAACCUUAUAUUUUUAAUAUAUAGCAUAGAGCCAAAAAACAACCCUGUGCACACACUGGAAUAUUCCUAUUCUGUUCCCCCUAUCCUAAGCAAACAUGUCUAAGGAUUGGGGACCUUUCGGAUGUUUUGCGAUACAGUCUGGAGACAGUGCAUGGGCAAGCGCAGGAACUAGUAACACUUAACUAUGAAGAUCACUUUGGAUCCAAGACUCACUCUCUCUCCUUGUGUGUAAAGAUAUAAUAGUUGCUUGUUCAGUUAUAAAUAGUUCUAUUUUAGCUCAUUUUGUCUAUGCAAUAUUUUUCUGCAUUAUUAAAUAAGCUAUAGUUUAUGUAUUUUUUUAUGCCAAUAAACUACUUUUGUUUACAAUUUGUAA